Messenger RNA from Penicillium oxalicum, 1329 nucleotides. RefSeq names its product TLC domain-containing protein. Bases 1 to 1329 code for a protein of 442 amino acids. Gene Ontology annotation, molecular function: sphingosine N-acyltransferase activity. The record is from RefSeq and is a predicted model, not a curated record. NCBI's taxonomy places the organism in Eukaryota, Fungi, Ascomycota, Eurotiomycetes, Eurotiales, Aspergillaceae. The transcript is spliced from 3 exons. Gene Ontology annotation, cellular component: membrane. Gene Ontology annotation, biological process: ceramide biosynthetic process.
AUGGUGCGCCCACGUGGUCGGUCGCAAUUGGGGGUGGACAUUCGCGGCGACACCAGCGCGCCCGCAAUGUCCACCAUGAAUGAAAUCAGUCCAAUUGAACCCACUUCCCCGGACUUGAGCAAGCAAUUGGAGUCUCGCAUGGCGGACAAGUUACCCGGCAAGACCCAGUCGAAGAGACGUCGUAAUCGCUCGCUCCUUCACCGAUUCGCCGAUACCUGUCUCCGAUACACAUGGCUACUCCCAUUGAUCCUGACGCUUUUCCUGCUGUCGCUGUACGCAGUGAACCCGAGUCCAUCCAACCCAAUGCACAGCGCCAUCUUCCUCUCCUACCCGCAGCCUCCGAAGACACCUGGUGGACCAAUCAUGUACGGCAAGGGCAAGAAGGACAUGGCCUUUGUGGGCUUUUACACCAUUGUUCUCUCUUUCACCCGCGAGUUUAUCAUGCAACAGAUGAUCCGUCCCUUAGCCGUGUGGUGCGGGAUUCGCGGCAAGGGCAAGACCGCGCGCUUCAUGGAGCAGGUCUACACGGCGAUUUAUUUUGCCAUCUUUGGUCCUCUGGGACUGUACGUGAUGCGCCGGUCGGAUAUUUGGUAUUUCAACACGACUGCGAUGUUUGAAGGGUUCCCACAUCGGGAGCAUGAGGGCGUGUUCAAGGCGUAUUACUUGCUGCAGGCGAGCUAUUGGGCCCAGCAGGCCAUUGUGCUCUUGUUGCAGCUGGAGAAGCCUCGCAAGGACUUUAAGGAGUUGGUCGGCCACCACAUCAUCACCUUGGCAUUGAUUGCACUGAGUUAUCGUUUCCACUUCACCUACAUGGGAUUGGCGGUGUACAUCACUCACGACAUCUCGGACUUUUUCCUGGCGACCUCGAAAACGCUCAACUACCUCGACUCGGUUAUUGUCGCACCCUACUUUGGCAUGUUUGUGGGGGUCUGGAUCUAUCUUCGCCAUGUCCUGAACCUUAAGAUCCUGUGGGCCGUCUUGACCGAGUUCCGCACCGUGGGUCCCUUUGAAUUGAACUGGGAGACUCAGCAGUACAAGUGCUGGAUCAGUCAAUAUAUCACUUUCGCUCUGCUCGCUAGUCUGCAAGCUGUGAAUCUGUUUUGGCUGUUCCUGAUCCUGCGCAUUCUGGCCAACUACAUUUUCAACAGCGUGGCAAAGGAUGAGCGCUCCGAUGACGAGGAAUCGGAAGAGGAGACGGUGAAUGAGGUUGAGUCCAAGGCUACAUUGGCCACGGGCAUCGCCAAGGAGAAUGUGGCUCCAGAGGUACAAGUCAAUGGCGAAUCCGUGAUUGGAAAGCCUGGUCCUCGGACGCGGAGCCGCAAGGCGUAA